AUGCCCCCCGGACUCCACAUCUUCUGCCCCCGCCUCAGCGAUGACGAUAGCGACAGAUAUGAGGACGAAAGAGAUCCCAGUCCCAACGACCCAGUUCGCCUUGCCAGAAUCGAAGAAGCAAAGAAGCGGCGAAAAAAAUUUGUGUCGUCACUCCAACUCCUCGCCUAUGAUGGGAAGGAAAGCGAGCAAUACCAGCGUUUCAUCUGGGAAACCCUUGACGAAGCCCUGGGAAAAUGUGACAUUUGCAUACGCGAAUACUACAUCGCCAAAAUCGACCUUCUGACUGCCUUGCGAGAGGACUACGAGGACGAUGACAUUGCUAAUUUCUUUGCCCUGAUCAACCGGAGGGACGUCCAGCGGAUAGUCCAGGGACUGGACGCCGCUGACAAAACCCUGCAAGGUGUGGCAGAACAGAAGAGAGGGACUGCGGUACUGGAUCCAAGACACUUGCACGCUUUGUUCGAGGCGCUCGUAUGCCAAGCGUUCCUAGACGACGAAGAGAAACUCAAGAGACAUUUUGAUGCCCCCUUCAAGAUGAUCCAGACCAAGAAGCCGCUUAAGAUGCGAGAGGUCUUACCGGCCGCUACACGAUUUCUCUUUGAUUCUAAUACGGCCCGAGUGGUAUGGGCAAGUCUGAUCUGGAAACGACUUGAUCGAUGUCCCACGGACCUUGAAUGGGAUUGGGCAGUAAAAGACCACCUCCAGAAGAAGUUACAGACAGCCUCCGAUCCAAACGAAGUUGCGAAACUUUGGAGUGCUUUGGACGUGAUUGUCGGAACACUCGACGAACGGAUGAUCACCUACAAGCUAUUCGACCUGCACCCAAACAUAUGCACAACAGCGUUGAACCACUUGGCCAAGCGAACCACAGCCGUCCCCUCCAUUCUUUCAACUCUUAAACAAAUCUUGGACAAAGCCCCUGACGCAUUCUGGCAGGCUAUGGGCUCCAUCUCUUCGCAGACAAUUGUCGAGCAGAUCUUCGCAAGCCCCCUAUUCAAUCAGGACCUUCAAGAUUCUUCGGCAGCUACUGACCGAUCCGCUCCGAAUGUUCUGUCUUGGAUCAACUCAUUGUUGGAAUCUCUCAAGCCUGCCAAUCGGCCGCCUGCUUCACACACCCUCCUCAACCAGCUGUUCGAAAGAAUUGACAACCCCGCCAUCAGCCUUUUAGCGAGAGGAGCAUGCUUAGAACAGGCUGUAAAAGUGUUAUUGAAGACGGUAAUCAGUUUCUCCGGCGAGGAGGAGGAUGGCCAGCAUCCCGUUGAGCGGCUGGUCUAUCUUGACACACUCAAUCUGGUUGGGCAUCGUCUAGAUGUGAUACUGAGGCCAAGGGACCCAGCUCUUGCUCAAUCACUGCAGAAGGAGACUCGAAAUAACAUUGUUAACCUCGUUAAAAAUUCAUUCGCCUUGGAAUGUAAGUGCCUUAAGCUUGAUUUCGAGAACCUCACUCGCAAUGAGCCCCGAAGGCAGGAUUCGAGCGCCUACACUCCAGAGAUAUGGACCUCAGUCAUCGACAACCUACGGGACGACGAUCACGCAUUGUCCACCGCAGCACUGCUCGGAAUCAUGUCUCUCCCUGGUCUGGAACAGUUCCGAAUCAGAGAGGGUGACAGUGUGGCGAAAGAAAAGAAGUCGUACAACUCUAUCUUUGAAAAAGUAAACGAGAUGGUCAGCAAGCUUCUGGAGCGCAUAUCCGAAUUUCAGCCACCUCAUCUCGACACCCUUUUCAGACAACAAGAUUCAAGUAUGUCUCUGGUAGCUGCCUUGUUCUCUCCGCAUCAAGGGAUAUACGAAGCAGCUGUAGCCAUGGUCAAGAAUAUCAGCGGAGAGUCGGGUCGGAAAGAAGCACUCGCCCAUUUGAUCCACGCUUUUCUCGGGACAACCAUCUAUGGGGUGUGCUGGCUGUUUAGGCGAGUAGCAAAUUAUAAGACGUUUGCUUCGGUCCCUAGGAUGCUCAAGACGGGUAUGGAAAUCCUUGAUGUGCUUUGCAACCCUACGGAUGGCCAACUACGACGCACACAGCUCUCGAGUCGAGAUCUCAAAGCCAUUCAAAGCUAUUGGUCAUACCAGUGGAUCGCUCUCAAGACCAUCUAUGGUCACACGGAACGUUGGUCAAUGGAGGUCCACAACAAGGACACCAUGAAAGAAGUCUGCCGUGAUGCCAUGCAAUAUGCUGAAGAGCUCUUCAAUCAGUACGACCUGUUCGCUAGCGUCUUGACAAAAGCAAAGCCCGAUAGAGCUGACGAGAUGCGAAAGAUCCUCUUGGACUCAGCUACCACCAGCGAGAAGAACAUAGGAUCACCCUUGAGUGCUCUGGAUACCAUGUGCAAGUGGCUGAGACUUAGAGACGAGUAUCUGGUUGAUACUCUAGUCUCAUUGAUUUGCAACAUGCUGUACCAGCUCAAGCGGCUCCGGGCUGUCGUGACCAACAGUGAAGGUCUUGCAUACGUGGAGGACGUUGCGACAGGAACAACCGUCAGAACAAUGCUCUCAGCCUCACAAAAAGCUAGACUGGUCCGAGCACUGGAAGACUAUUUCGACCGUCAAAUCGGAAGACCGGCCGUCAAGAAGCAAGCCACACUCAGCCUGGGAAAAUGGACGGACGCAGCCGCUGUCGCAAGAAUUUCUACCCCUGAGUCUAGAGAUCGUAGCGCUGACGAAUUUGGAGAUGAUGAUAUCGCUGACGAUGACUUGAUUGAGAUCGCUAGCAAAACGCUCGAUACUCAUAAAGCAACAGUCACAGCCAACGACAAGAAGAAGAUCAAGUCCCUACUCUUACAACAGCCGCCUUCGAAAUCAAAAGGCGCUCCAGUAUCUACCAUCGACAUCCAAGUAAAGAGGGCACAAGAGGCGAAGGUCUUCAUUGAAAAUCGGAAGCGCGAAGAAGCAGCCCGAAAACUCCGAGACAAGGAAGCUGCUCUCAAAUUGAAAGGCAAAACAGGAAUCGGUGCGCAGACGAGCGGACAAGGUUCUGGACUUGCUGGCCUCGGCGUUGUAGGCAAAGAUCAUUCGGCAGGUCCAAACAGUCUCAUGGUGUCCAGCGAGUCGGAAUUCGAUUCCGACUCGGAUGAUGAACUGUUUGGCAUUCAGUCAAAGGGCCCCACGGUUCGUGACCAACUCGGAAAGAGGAAACCCAUACCCGCAGGUCCUGUACGGAAAAUUAAGCAACAACGAACCCAGAAAGAUAUUCGUGCUCGACUUGCUCCCGAUCUCGGCGAAUUGCACCGCACAAUCCUGGGCUGGGAUUUCUUUGCGGAAACGGACACCCCUCCCAAUUCAAUGCAGGACGACUACACACUUGUUACUGAUACAUUUCGGACUGCAGAGGAAUACCAGAAGACCUUCGAGCCGCUGUUGAUCCUAGAAGGCUGGCAGAGCUUCCGUGCGGCACGGGAGGAAGGCAAUUUCAAAGCGUUCGAGGUCAAAGUCUCCAAUUCUCUGAUUGUGGACAGCUUCUUUGAAAUCAAUUCAUUGAUGUCUUUCACAGAAGGAAAGGAUCUCGGCAUUGGAGUCUCGGAUGUUGUGUUGUUGUCAAAAUCGAACAGACCGGACCAAGACCCCAGAGAACCACACUGCCUUGCCAGAGUCAAAGAAAUCUCGAGGAAGAAAGGAGAAGUCCAAGUUGUCUAUCGGGUUAAUGCUGCCAACAACUCUUUGAGAUCAUUCCUGAACGAUAAAGCUGUUGUCUACGGUGUCCAGAUCCUGUCGCUGACCCCGUUGGAGAGAGAGUAUGGUGCCCUGAUGGCAUUGCAGUACUAUGACUUGUGCGACGAGAUCAUCAAAGCGCAACCGUCACCCAUACUCGACUAUGCGGAAGAGGUGCUCCAGCCAAUCAAGGCCACUUACAAUGUGAACCUUGCACAAGCUAAAGCUGUAAGAUCCGCCCUCGACAACGACGCAUUCACUUUGAUCCAGGGUCCUCCUGGUUCCGGCAAGACCAAAACGAUCUGCGCGCUCGUCGGUGCCAUGUUGACGGGCUUCGUCAAGAAACAGAACAACAUUGGUGCAAGGCCAAGUACGGCUCUUGGCGCAUCACGACCACCUGCCUCGAGCAAAAAAAUCUUGGUUUGCGCUCCUAGCAAUGCCGCAGUUGACGAACUGGUCAUGAGGUUCAAAACGGGAGUUACAAUGUUGGACGGCACUUUUGAACACAUAUCAGUCGUCCGCUUGGGUCGCAGUGAAGUCAUCAACACCAAUGUCAAAGACGUUACGCUCGAGGAACUGGCCAACGCUAAACUCAGCGUUGCCGUACCAAGGAGUUCUGGAGAAGACAUCCAUGGGCUCAUGAUGCAGCAUAAAGAGGUCUCGGAAGAACUGAGGAAUCUCCGAGACUCAAUUCAAGAUCGACGCGGGAAAGGCCAAACAGUGCCAACAGAGGAUGAACAACUUAUGGAUGCGCUUCGACGGAAGCAAAAUGGACUAGGCAGCAGGAUCGACGAAUUGAGAGAAAAGCAAAAUACUGCAUCUCGGGACGUGGAACUCAGUCGGAAGCGAAUCCAGCAGGAAAUUCUUGACUCAGCCCACAUUCUUUGCGCGACUUUGAGUGGUAGCGGACACGAACUAUUCCAGAGUCUCAACAUCGAAUUCGAGACGGUCAUUAUCGAUGAGGCUGCGCAGUCAAUUGAGCUGUCUGCGUUGAUUCCUCUCAAAUAUGGGUGUUCCAAGUGCAUCCUCGUUGGUGACCCGAAACAAUUACCACCUACAGUCCUGUCGCGGAAGGCAGCCAAAUUCCAGUACGAGCAGAGUUUGUUUGCCCGUAUGGAGAACAACCACAAGAAAGACGUACAUCUUCUAGAUACGCAGUAUCGUAUGCAUCCGGAGAUCAGUCUUUUCCCAAGCAGGAUGUUUUACGACUCUUUGCUAAAGGAUGGCCAAGGCAUGGAUAAGCUUCGUCGAAGACCGUGGCACCACAGUGAGAUUUUCGCUCCUUAUCGCUUCUUUGACGUUCAAGGAAUGAGUCAAGCAUCAACCAAAGGGCACUCGUUGGUCAACGUUGCCGAGAUCAAUGUCGCACUACAACUUUACAGGAGAUUGACAACAGACGUCCGCAAAUAUGACUUUUCCGGAAAGAUAGGCAUCAUUACUCCAUACAAAGGCCAGCUGAAUGAACUAAAACGUCGCUUCAGGGACCAAUAUGGUGAAGCGAUCUAUUCAAAGAUUGAUUUCAACACUACAGAUGCUUUCCAAGGUCGAGAGAGCGAGAUCAUUAUUUUCUCUUGUGUCAGAGCUUCGACCCAGGGUAUCGGUUUCUUGAAUGACAUCAGGCGUAUGAACGUUGGUCUGACCCGUGCCAAAUGUUCUCUAUGGGUUUUGGGUAACUCGCAAGCACUCAUGCAAGGCGAGUACUGGCGUGCUCUGGUCAACGAUGCCAAGGCCAGGAAUUUGUACACUGAGGGUAACAUUGCAGUCUUGCUAGGCCGGCAGCUCUUGACGGACGACAUGAUGAAGGACGACAUGAUGAAGGACGACAUUGAAAUGCUCGACUACACUGAGUCCAUGUCCGAAACCGUAAGGUCUUCCACUAUUGCCGAAAGAUCGUUUAGCGAGAAGCUAGAGUCGAAGGAACCAUCACCCGCACCACGAAGGGAACAGAAAGAAGCUUCUCGACCGAGUGGUCCCUCAAAUCAAGCUCCUUCGACGACUUCCCGACCUGGCAAUGCUCUUUCAAGACAAUCUUCGGCGACUUCAAUCGCCCGACCAGAGCCCAAGCGGCAGGACUCAGGACAAUCUGUUGGAAAGCGAGAUCUCACCAGAGCCGAUGCCAGAACGGACACCAGGGCCAAUACCAGGGCUGAACAACGUCUUGCUCUGAACGAGCCACAACCUGCUGGACCUAGGGUACAAACUACGUUUUCUAAGGCUGAACCUGGCGAAUUCAAUCCUUCAGGGGGCAGCAACGGUCUCAAUGAGAAUCGCAACUGCACAAUUUGUGGGUCGUAUGAGCAUCUCACUACAAACUGUGACAAUGAAGAAGCUCUAGCUGGAUCAAUCGGCACUUGCCACAGAUGUCAGUUCCCUGGUCAUACCGCUGUCUACUGCAAUGAACCUCGAUGCCUCUCUUGUGGUGAAGUAGGCCAUACAACAGAUCAAUGCACGGCACCCUUAGAUAAGAGACUGGAUAAAACGCAACAAGAGAAGGUCCGGCGAGAAGAGAUUCGGUUGGGUGAAAAAAGAGACAGAAUACGCCAGAAUCGAGCAGAGAAACAACUUGGUGAGCACGGAGCCGCCAUUCCCAUCGUGAAGAGUUCAGUCCCGACCUCGAACACGACUGCAUUGGGUAAGGAGGCUAAGAGGAAACGAGACGAGUCCUCUGGCAGUGAUUCUACGAGAGGCAAGGUCCCAAGAGCCAAUCCAGUAAAUAAGUUCCCCGGAACUGGUAUGACUGACGCACGGACCGGACUUGUAAAUUUACCUCCCAGAACGGCUGACCGUCCCCCUCCAAUAGGACCAACGGGUCUGCCGCCGAGACCCGCUGGCCCACGCCCUGCAGCUAUGAUAAACAAUGGACAACCAAUGGUGAGAAAAAAGAAGACCAACGCCGAUGACAUGUUUAUGAAACGACGAUAG
Messenger RNA from Cladophialophora bantiana CBS 173.52, 6564 nucleotides. RefSeq lists its product as uncharacterized. Gene Ontology annotation, biological process: termination of RNA polymerase II transcription. The record is from RefSeq and is a predicted model, not a curated record. The transcript has a single exon. The coding region runs from base 1 to 6564 and encodes 2187 amino acids. Gene Ontology annotation, molecular function: zinc ion binding; helicase activity; transcription termination site sequence-specific DNA binding. Lineage: Eukaryota; Fungi; Ascomycota; Eurotiomycetes; Chaetothyriales; Herpotrichiellaceae. Gene Ontology annotation, cellular component: nuclear body.